CUUCUCUGACCUUUCUCUCUCUCUCUCUCUCCCAGUCUCCCCUCCGCAAGUGUACAGUGGGUCAGUGGCGCUGCGAGCUCCCUCGCCUCGACAUCUCCACCCCGAUCUGGUCGCCUCCCCCGCCCCCAUUCCACCCGCGCCACCCCCACGCACGCGCCCGCGGAAGCGAAACCCUAGCUGAGCUAGAGCCCAGCCCCCUGCCCCACCGCCGAGGUGCUUCGCGCGCCGCCGCCGCCGCCGCAAUGGACCCCGCCGCCGAGCCCUCCUGGCGUCCUCCGGCGGCCGCUAGCGGUGCGUCCUCCGCCGUCACGGGCCAGAGCAACGGCAGGCGGAGGAGGCAGCAGCCCCGCACGGAGCCCCCGCCGCCGUCCGAGGACGACUCGUCCAGGCCCGUCUCCACUUCCGGCGGCGGCGGCAGUCAGGAUUUGAUUGAUUCAGAAGCAAAGCGUUUCAGGGCGAAUAAAUCUAGUGAUGAUAAUGGCAGUUUCAGAACAGAUGCUGAAGGUGAUUCAAGAAAUGGUAGUAAGGUUGUUGAUCAAAAUCCUCCACCUCCAGAACCACCAAAGCAAGAUUACAUCCAUGUGAGGGCAAGGAGGGGCCAAGCAACUGACAGCCAUAGCCUUGCAGAAAGGGCACGACGUGAGAAAAUAACCGAGAGAAUGAAAAUUCUCCAAGAUCUCGUCCCUGGAUGCAAUAAGGUUAUUGGGAAAGCAUCAGUCCUCGAUGAGAUAAUUAAUUAUGUCCAGGCUUUGGAACGUCAAGUUGAGUUCCUGUCCAUGAAGCUUGAGGCGGUUAAUGCCCAUGUGAACAAUGGAGUUGAAACAUUUCCAUCUAAAGAUUUUAGUGCUCCGACGUUCAACACAGCUCCGGGGCUGACGUUCGAUCCACAAACACCAAGAGAAUAUGCGCAGGGGUCGCCAGCAUCAGAAUGGCUUCACAUGCAGAUUGGUGGCACCUACGAAAGAGUGACAUGAACAGAACAAAUUCAGGGUGGCGCUUGGCAGAUCGUACCAUGAACCCAUGAUCACAACCACCUGUUCUGGAUUAAUUUUGCAGAAUUCUCUUGUUUCAAAUAUGGUUUUAUCUGUAGCUUGGAGAUGUAAUUGGCAGGAGAGACAUGAGACAUUGUAUUUAGGGAGAUCACUCGAGUGCGAUUCUUUUCUUUUUGCAGAUCGAUUCCAGACUUCUCUCCCACAUUCAUGUCACGAAUUUCAAAGGAUUUCUGUAACUGAGUCUUUCGUAAGAUGAAUGGAGGCAACUUUUGUCAGGUCC
Messenger RNA from Brachypodium distachyon (stiff brome), 1272 nucleotides. Its product is annotated as transcription factor BHLH089. The record is from RefSeq and is a predicted model, not a curated record. The transcript has 6 exons. Gene Ontology annotation, molecular function: DNA-binding transcription factor activity; protein dimerization activity. NCBI's taxonomy places the organism in Eukaryota, Viridiplantae, Streptophyta, Magnoliopsida, Poales, Poaceae. Bases 243 to 974 code for a protein of 243 amino acids. Gene Ontology annotation, cellular component: nucleus. Gene Ontology annotation, biological process: regulation of DNA-templated transcription.